CCAUCAAUUCAUGCCUGUCAAAUUCAUAUCAAUAAUCCGUACGAACGUGCAUCGAUGAAUCUCUAGCCCAUAUAGAGCGAAUUAGCGCCUUAGGGACAACAUCUUUUUUCACGAUGUCUACCCUGUUGUCGCUCUCCAAGGAGGGUAGCUCGGGCGACCAUGAGGGUCUGACUUUAAAAGAGACCCGUAUCACACCCAUCAGGCGAAGUGGUCGUCGAAAGUUGUUCGUAAUCACUGGCAUAGCUGGCGCCAUUGUGGUCGUGCUCGCUUUGGCUCUUGGUUUAGGGCUCGGAUUGGGACUGAAGAAGACGUCGAAUAUGAGCUACGUCACGACAAACUCUUCAUUUCUCCUGGAUCAGAAUUUUGUUGUCACGAAUACAACGACAACCAGAUACUACGAAUUCGUCAUAUCUGAAGCAACAGGUUCACCCGAUGGUUUCGAGAGAACUAUGUUAGUGGUGAACAACCAAUUCCCUGGCCCUCUUGUUGAGGUGAAUAGCGGUGAUGAGCUUGUGGUUAACGUUUUCAAUCAAUUACCCAACGGCACCACUAUUCAUUGGCAUGGUCAACUUCAAAACGGAACCAACUACAUGGAUGGCACCAACGGUAUUACUCAGUGCCCUAUUCCUCCGGGAAUGAAUUUCACCUAUCGUUUCACCAUUAAUCCGAGCCAGUACGGCACGUUCUGGUAUCAUGCUCAUGCGUCUACACAGUACACAGACGGCAUUUACGGACCGCUUGUAAUUCACUCUCCCAGUGAGCCUAUUUUUGGCCAAUAUGAUCGCGACGUGCUUGUCAUACUUUCGGAUUGGUAUGAUGUAAUGUCUUCCGGAUUGCUCACUCAGUACUUGAGCUCCGCUGGGAUUGAUGGCUCUAACUAUGGUGGAGUCAAUCCUGGAGCAGAACCUCCUCCGGACAGCGGUCUUAUCAACGGCAAGAUGAACGGUUCCUCAUUUGAUCUUGAACCAAAUUUGAGCUAUCGGCUCCGUAUCAUCAAUAUGGGCACGCUGACAGAGUUCAUGUUUAGCGUAGAUUCGCACGUGCUGAGCGUUGUUGAAGCAGAUGGGAUAUCUAUUGAACCUGUGAACGUGCACCGCGUCCCUAUACACGUCGCACAGCGCUACUCUGUUAUCCUGACGACAAAUCAAACGGCAGGAUCGUACAAUGUACGUGGAGAGAUGCAGAGUUCUUGCUACAAACUCAGCAAUCCCAACCUCAACACGAUGGUGCUGGCUACGAUGACAUACGGUGCCUCGCCAACGACACCGAACACCCAGGAUUGGUCGGACGCAAUCCCCGCCCUUUGUCUCGACCUCAACAGCACAAUGAUCGUACCCCAAAUUGCCAUGGACCCACCCAACAGCACAGAUGUUGUUCAAAUCUUCAUGUCUUUUCAGCAAACAACUCAAUCUGGCGGGACGCAAACACUGGCAUUCAUGAACAGCACGAGUUGGCUGUCUGAUACUACAAAUCCUACCUUGCUGCAGAUGUCAAAGGCCGGGAUUCAGACUACCUUCGACUCAAACCAACUCGUCGUCGUCAACGAUAAUAUCACUGUCUUUGACUUAAUCCUGAACAACUACGAUGAUGCUAGCCACCCAUUCCAUCUUCAUGGGCACGUAUUUUGGAUUCUCGGUGAAGGUGAUGGCAGCUACACAUCUGGGGUGUCACAACUCAAUACAACCAACCCGCCGAGACGCGACACAUUGACUCUUCCCGGCUACGGCUGGGUCGCCAUCCGCUUCAUCACUGACAACCCAGGGCUCUGGGCGUUCCACUGUCACAUUGGCUGGCACAUGGCUGCAGGGCUGCUGAUGCAGUUUGCGGAUCUGCCGAGCCAAAUCCAGCAGUUACAGAUACCAUCUUAUUUGAGUGACCAAUGCGCACAGCAGGGUGGGGGUGUGGUGGCCAACUAGUCUUUAGGCAUACUCAUAUCUUCUUGCAAGUCAUGCGCACUGGAUAAUUAUUAUGUAGAGAGUGGAUGUACGUCGAACGGUUGAACGU
Suillus plorans is the source of this 2004-nucleotide messenger RNA. Its product is annotated as multi-copper oxidase laccase-like protein. Gene Ontology annotation, molecular function: oxidoreductase activity; copper ion binding. The record is from RefSeq and is a predicted model, not a curated record. The coding region runs from base 114 to 1916 and encodes 600 amino acids. NCBI's taxonomy places the organism in Eukaryota, Fungi, Basidiomycota, Agaricomycetes, Boletales, Suillaceae. The transcript has 7 exons.